UUGAGGACUUCACCAGUUGGGAAUUAGCUGCAACCUACCAACAUGCCGUCCAAGCCUGCCCCGAUCAAGAAGGCGGCUAAGAAAGAACCAGCCAAGAAGGAGGAGGAGGCGGCCGCCCCGGAGCCCGCCCCGGAACCCGCACCGGAGCCCGCUCCCGCCGAGGCCGAGGCCGCUCCUGCCCCCGCAGAGGCCGAAGCUGCACCUGCUGAGGAGGCCCCUGCCCCACCGGCCGAGGAGCCCAAAGCCCCUACCCCUCCACCACCAGCCGACGAAGCUGCUCCUGCUGCUGAGGGCGAAGCACCUGCCGAUGCUGAAGCUGCUGAGGCACCUGCGCCAGAAGAGCCUAAAGCACCCACACCUCCACCUCCUCCACCCAAAGAGCCCACCAGUGUUCCCCUGGAUCUGUUUGUCGAGGAUAAGAAUGACACCUCAGUCACUAUCAUUUGGAGCCAGCCAGAGAACAUCGGACCAUCAGGUUUGGAUGGAUACGUCAUUGAAGUCGCCAAGGACGGAACUGACGACUGGAAGGCAGUCAAUGAGGAUCUGCAGAAGUCCUGCCGUUAUAUUAUCAAGAACCAGACCACUGGUGACCGCCUGAAGAUCCGCGUGGUGGCUGUUAACGCCGGCGGUCGUAGCCCCGAACUCGCCCUCCCUGAGGCUGUCCUGGUCAAGGAGGUUGCUGACCGUCCCAAGGUUCGCUUGCCUCGCUUCCUCAGGCAGAGAUACGUGGCUUAUGUUGGAGACAAGAUCAACCUGACCAUCCCCUUCACAGGCAAACCUAAACCUGUGGUGUCCUGGACAAAGAAUGGAGGGCCCUUGGACACAAAGAGGGUGAACAUCCGCAGCACGGAAAGAGACAGCAUCCUGUUCAUCCGUGCCGCCGAGAGAGAGGAUUCUGGAGUGUACGAGAUGAGUGUGAAGGUUGAGGACUUUGAAGACAAGGCCUCCCUUACCCUUCAGAUUGUCGAGCUGCCAGGACCUCCUGCCAGUGUCAAAAUCGUGGAUACCUGGGGCUUUAAUGUGGCUCUGGAAUGGACCCCACCCACCGACAACGGAAAUACAGAAAUCACAGGUUACACAAUCCAGAAGGCUGACAAAAAGACCGGAGACUGGUUCACUGUGCUGGAGCAUUACCAUAGACUGAAUGCCACCAUCUCUGACCUCAUCAUGGGCAACACCUACAAGUUCAGAGUGUUUUCUGAGAACAAGUGUGGAAUUAGUGAGGGCGCUGCCAUGACAAAGGAGGAGGCCAAGAUCCUGAAGACAGGAAUUGACUACAAGCCUCCUGAGUACAAGGAGCACGACUUCAGCGAGGCACCCAAGUUCACCACCGCCCUGAGCGACAGAGCCACUACCGUCGGCUACAGCACCAAACUGCUCUGCUCUGUCAGGGGCUCCCCAAAACCCAAGAUCGAAUGGAUGAAGAACCAGAUGAUUAUUGGAGACGACCCCAAGUUCAGGCAGAUCUGCGUCCAGGGUAUCUGCUCUCUGGAGAUCCGUAAGCCUGGUAACUUUGACGGUGGUGUGUACACCUGCAGAGCCAAGAACGAUCACGGAGAGGCUCUUGUCAGCUGCAAGCUGGAGGUCAAACAGCCAGUUGUUGCAGAUGCAGACAAGAAAUAAACCAGUGUUUUUACAGUCCCAGUUUAGCAGCAGAAGGAAUGAGGCCUUUGCAGCAUCAGGAAGGUGCUGGAUCCGUGGAAGAACAUGUAUAUAGAGCUGGUGGACACAUUACCAAAUGGUUAUUGCCUGUAUUAUCCAACGCUGUAAUGAACAAUUCCUGUCACUUCAUGCCUUUCUCUUUAUCUAAGUCCAUAUCCAUGUCCAGAAUCAGCUUUUUCCCCAACAAAUGUCUAUGGUAACUAAAAUUUCACAUGUUCAAACCCUAGUUCAUCUUGUCAGUCUAACUAGGUGUACACCAAGAAUUACACAGCACGAAUUUAUACUGUUCCUCAUAGGACAAUUACAUGUAACAUCUACGUCUUUAUAACAAUAAAUAAUUUAAUUUCUG
Messenger RNA from Sphaeramia orbicularis (orbiculate cardinalfish), 2011 nucleotides. RefSeq names its product myosin binding protein Hb (gene mybphb). Gene Ontology annotation, molecular function: protein binding. Bases 43 to 1623 code for a protein of 526 amino acids. The record is from RefSeq and is a predicted model, not a curated record. NCBI's taxonomy places the organism in Eukaryota, Metazoa, Chordata, Actinopteri, Kurtiformes, Apogonidae. The transcript is spliced from 14 exons.